This is a messenger RNA of Triticum turgidum subsp. durum (durum wheat), 243 nucleotides long. The record is from the annotation of a GenBank genome assembly. NCBI's taxonomy places the organism in Eukaryota, Viridiplantae, Streptophyta, Magnoliopsida, Poales, Poaceae.
AUGCAAGUGAAUGAGCCUACAAGCAAUGUGGAAAGCACGCUGAUCUCCCCGAACAAGAUGGCCAGUCUGCUGAGAGCUGGAUUUGAGCCGAUAAUAGUCCAACAUUUUGGGUCGUCUGGGGAGAUCAUGGAUGAAUUUGUGAGGACUGCGGAACGACGCUGGAGCCGGCAGGGCAGCUUGGAAGAGGAGCUGGCCGGAAACCCGAGGGUUAUUUUAGUUGUGUCGCUAAAAAAGAAGGUAUAA